AUGCCUUCUGAAAGCUGUUCAGAGACUAAAGCCCAAGAUGGCCAAGAUGAUUACAAGGGCGGGCCUACUGUUGAGGCUCAUACGACAGAUCUAGAGUCGGACAAAGGGAUAGAUGAGGUGCGAAAGCCCAGGGAGACAACCGAAUUACCCCCCGUGGAAGCAUUUAAAUGGAAUGUCGAUGGGGAUCAAUCACCGUCUGUUCGAGCAUGGAUCCUCAUGACAAUUUUUGUUGUCUUAUUUUCGGGUGUUAACCAGUUCUUCGGCCUGCGAUACUGUGUCAAUAUCAGCGCUUCUACACCUUAUGCGCAAGGGUCUAAGAAGGCCUUUCUCAAGUCUGGUACACCAAUACUCACAUUUUUCAGCUUCGGCCUGGCCGGCCUUGCUCGCCGGUGGAUCGUCUAUCCAGCCGCUCUCAUUUGGCCCACAUCUCUUUCCUCCACCGUUCUCUUUCGCGCUCUUCACGAGCGUGAAGACCGUUCUCCUGCAAAUGGAUGGACAAUUACUCGAUACCGCUUCUUCGCUUAUUUUUCAAUUUUCGGUUUUGUGCUGUUCUGGUUUCCCGAUUAUAUUUGGACCAGUCUCAGUAGUUUUGCGUUUAUCACAUGGAUUGUGCCUCACAACCAGGUGGUCAACACAUUGUUCGGAAUGAACUCGGGCUUAGGGCUUCUGCCCAUUAGUCUCGACUGGACCGAGAUAAACUACGCCGGCUUUCCACUGACCACCCCUUUCUACAUCACCUGUAAUGCCUUCGCAACGAUUGUAUUAUUCUAUUUCUUCCUUUCCCCGAUCCUGUACUACACCAAUGUCUGGAAUAGUGCUUACAAAUAUCAAGCCUACUCUCCGAUGUACAUCUCAGUGGGGUACGCACUUACUUACGGCCUGGGCUUUGCCGCAGUGACAGCCGUGAUUGUGCACACCUAUCUCUACAACGGUCGCGAAAUCUGGGCCAAAUUCAAAAACGCCCGUGCUGGUGGCGAGGACAUCCAUCGUCGACUAAUGCAUGCCUACAAUGACGUCCCGGACUGGUGGUACGGAAUAUUGACCGUUAUUGUGCUUGGAUUAGGUGUUCUCACCGUGCGAUACUGGGACACCGAGUUGCCCGUCUGGGGAUUCCUCGUCAUCUGCUUUGGCAUGGGCCUCGUUCUGAUCCUGCCAGAAGGGAUUUUACAAGGAACAACUAACCAACGUGUCUUCCUGAAUAUUAUCACGGAGCUUAUUGCGGGGUAUGCAUAUCCUGGCAGCGCGAUCGCCAACACUAUGGUCAAGUGUUAUGGGUAUAACUCAAUUAAGCACGCCAUGGACUUUGCCCAAGAUCUCAAGAUGGGACAGUAUAUGAAAAUCCCGCCUCGUGCGCUCUUCGCCGGUCAAGUAUAUGCAUCCAUUAUCGCGACUAUGACUCAAACUGGAGUUUUACGCUGGAUGCUCGGCCAUAUAUCCCGGCUCUGUGACCCCAAGAAUCCCAAUCGUUUUACCUGCAACGGCUCCAAGGUGAUGUACAAUGCAUCCAUUAUUUGGGGAACAAUCGGUCCCCAAAGAAUGUUCCAACAAGGACAAGUCUACAACGGCCUCAUGUACUUUUUCAUAAUCGGGCCGGUUGUCACCGUCAUCGUUUAUUUGCUUUACCGGCGAUAUCCCAAUAGCUGGCUGAAGUACGUGAACGUACCAAUCUUCUUUAAUGCCGCCGGCAAUAUCCCACCUGCUACUACGACGCAAUAUUCCCUCUGGUUCAUCGUCGGAUUCAUAUUCAAUUUCUGGAUCCGCCGGCGCGCCUUCCAGUGGUGGAAGCGAUACAAUUACCUCCUCCAAGCUGCGAUGGAUACAGGCACUGCCCUGGCUACCAUCCUCAUUUUCUUCGCACUUAGCUACACCGGUACCAAGCUUAGCUGGUGGGGCAAUAAUGUCGGAUCUAAUACUUAUGAUUCGCAGUCUGUUCCCUAUCUAAAGGUCUCUGAUGGAGGUCAUUUCGGCCCGGGGCCUGGGGAGUUUAAGUAGGGGAGGUUCUACUAGUAGUCUCUGGGCUCUGAAAGAUGAACCUGUUGGUUGUCAGGUUAGCGGCCAUAUAUAAUCUGACGUUAUAGUAUUAAUACGAGAAUACGUUUGAGAUAA
Molecule: messenger RNA, 2106 nt
Organism: Aspergillus caelatus
Lineage: Eukaryota; Fungi; Ascomycota; Eurotiomycetes; Eurotiales; Aspergillaceae
Product: OPT oligopeptide transporter protein-domain-containing protein
Exons: 11
Coding region: 1-1992 (663 amino acids)
Biological process (GO): transmembrane transport
Molecular function (GO): oligopeptide transmembrane transporter activity
Source: RefSeq, a predicted model, not a curated record